CAAGUAACCACCAAGCACUUGGAAUAGCAUAACCUUAGCAAUAUAGUAUCCUGUAAAACAUGCCAUUUAGUGCAACAUUGAAUUGUAGGAUUCAUAAAUGCAGCUCCACAGCCACUUUUGGCGAAAUAACGUGCCAUCUCAGUGCUAGACACCUAUUUUGUAAACCGCUCAAUGCUACAGCUGUCAAAAUUUGGGUAACGCUUCAGUGACGCUCGCGCAACGACAGAAGAGUUUGUUUUGAUGAACAAAAAAAAAGAAAAAAAAAGUGUUCUUUCACUUUCAUGUUGUCCGCGGAUCAUUGGCUCUCUCUUUUUUCCUGCCUAGACCUCCUGUAAGAGCUGUUUAUUUUGCAUUCCUGUUGUUUUGUGAGGCUCGAACUAUCCGUAGUGUAAAGUGCUGUUGAGUAUUCUGCUGCGCUUCAAUCCUUGGGUCCACAGAAGCCGUGAGAAAACCGAUGAUUUUUGGCUUAUUUAAACAAACGUCAUAUUGAAACCGAUACUUGAUCCGUUUCGAGGGAAUCCAUCGACAGAUCGAGUCCCAAGCAGCCGUCAACAAACGCAAUCCGACGAAAGUGAUAUCAUGUCCCGCAAGAAUCAAUCCAAGAAGCGCUCAGCGGCUGCCCUGCUAGAAGCAUUGAAACAGGAAACCCCAGAGCCGAGAGAAUUAGAAAAAGAAUUCAAAAACUCGAGCACCCAAACGGAACAGCUGGCUCCAGCGGCAGAAGUAAGCAACACCGACAUGAAGCUCAACAAAAUGUUGCUACUGUUGGCUCAUGCAAAUGCUAAGUUGGAUGCCAUAGGAUCUGCUGGUCCCAGCAAAUGCGAGCACGACUGCGCUACUGUAACCCUUCGAAAGAUCAGUCUAAACCCGGUGAAAAGUCUAACGGAACUGGUAGCACUCGAGGAAAACUGCAAGAGGGAGGAGUUUGUCAAAGCGACUGUUGCGUCAAUCGGUCAGCUGCAUGGACGGCAGCGGUAUACUUCUCGAGGUGCUACUGUCUGUCUGCAGGUUGUUGACUAUUUCUUCGAUCGCGAAUUCCUCGUGCAUUGUUCGUGGACAGGAACUAGCCGCAAGCUCGGAGAAAAUCAACAAGUGCCGCGAAAAAUACCCUUCCAAAGGUAUGAGAAGGUUAUCGACCUGUUCUAUCAAACCGUUCUUCACUCUGAUCCCGAGUUCACCUUCGACGAGUGUAAGAACUUUCUGCACCGCUGCCUCCGGAAUGCAAAACAACGACUGGAGGAGCUGGGAGGAACACGGAAGCCGGUCGCUCGCAACCGCAAACAGCUUCGCGAAUUGAAUCAGCAGGACGAAGAAUAUCUUGAUGAUACGGAGCAGGAAAACCAAGAGGAAACCGAAGGAACUGAAACAGUAUGGACCAUGGAAGUUGCCGCAGCAGACGUAAACUAA
Molecule: messenger RNA, 1407 nt
Organism: Aedes albopictus (Asian tiger mosquito)
Lineage: Eukaryota; Metazoa; Arthropoda; Insecta; Diptera; Culicidae
Exons: 2
Coding region: 580-1407 (275 amino acids)
Source: RefSeq, a predicted model, not a curated record